AGAUCUCUCUCUCUGUCUCUGACUUAUAUUUCGGAUCACCACAGGACUUUUUCUCUCUCUAUCUCUCUAUCUCUCUCUCAUUAGAAGAAGAAGAAAAAAAAAAAAAAAAGAACUUAAAGUACCAAACUACACGUUAUCUCUCUCUCUCUCUUUCUUCCCAGAUUUUCAACAAGCCACCACAGAAAGCUAGGAAACAAGACAAACCUUUUGUUUUUUCUUGUCUUUUUUGCCUUUCCGUUGGUGGGCUCUGGUUUUCUUUGGCUACUAUUGGUUGUUUUUCCUGAAACACAUACAAUUAUUGCCUUUCUAGGAUUGUUUUCACACCAAAAAAAUAAAACCCUGUCAAGGGUUAAAAAAAAAAUUCCUUUUGUUUUGUUAAUUUGAGUCUAAUUUUCCUUGCUGGGUUUUUCUUAGCUUUCUGUCUUCAGAGAAACAAAGACUUUGUUUUUGUGCUUGGCUUGGUGGGUUUGCAUUGUUUUUGUCAUUGUGCAGUUGGUGGUAGUUAUAAUUCUGUUCUGGUGACUGUUGAUGAAUUGAUGUCUUUGGCUGUUGGAGCUGUUUCAAGUUCCAAGAACAUGGGGUUUGAUGAAAACAAGGAGGAAGGAGAGAAAAGUACAAGAGAAAUAGAGGAAGCAAAGCAAGAGGGUGAUGAUGAGGGAGGGAAGAUUAGCAGACAGAUGAGUGAAGCUUCUCUAUAUACAACUGAUCAGGAGGAGGAAGAUGAUGAGAGAAGCAAAUUACAGUUGGGUCCUCAGUACACUCUCAAAGAACAACUUGAGAAGGAUAAGGAUGAUGAGAGUCUGAGGAGGUGGAAGGAACAGCUUCUUGGGAGUGUUGAUCUUAACAAUGUCGGAGAAACUCUUGAACCAGAUGUGAAGAUAUUUUGUCUGUCAAUCAUCUCACCUGGUAGAUCUGACAUUGUUCUUCCUAUUCCUGAAGAUGGAAAGCCCAAGGGUAUAUGGUUUACAUUGAAAGAAGUGGACAGUUCAAAAGAGAUGAUUGGUACAUUCAGCCCUCAGAUAGAGCCUUACACACAUAUAAUGCAAGAAGAGACCACCCCUUCUGGCAUGUUUUCCAGAGGAUCAUAUUCGGCUAGAUCAAAGUUUUUAGAUGAUGAUAACAAGUGCUACUUGGAGAUCAACUAUGGCUUUGAUAUCCGAAAGGAAUGGGCUUCAACUUGAGCAGAGAAAUUUACCAAUGAGUGCUAGCAUAAGCCAUAAUUCAGCUGAUAUUCUUAUAUUUACAAUUAGCUUUAGUUUUUCUUUUUUCCUUUUAAUUACUAGAAGAUUCCUGCCUGUGGCUAAGUUACACGCGGUUGGAGUGUAUGGAGAUUAGAGAGAGAAGGAUUCUUUGGUGACUGCUUUUAAUAAAAGAAGAGCUUAGACUGACUUUUUCAUAUCCCUCUUGUACUCUUACCAUAAUUGAUGUAAAGUCUUAAAAAGGGAUGGAGUACUCUUUGGGUCAAUUUAUUUAUAAUAAGCUCUUUGGGUCUCAUCUAUCUGCUACUAGUACUGGGUUGUAAAGCAUUUGGUUUCAGCCAUAACUUUUUUUAAAUAAAUAAAAAGAGAGUUGUAAAGCAUUGGAUA
This is a messenger RNA of Quercus lobata, 1586 nucleotides long. RefSeq names its product Immunoglobulin E-set superfamily protein (gene SCN1). The transcript is spliced from 5 exons. Gene Ontology annotation, molecular function: Rho GDP-dissociation inhibitor activity; protein binding. The record is from RefSeq and is a predicted model, not a curated record. NCBI's taxonomy places the organism in Eukaryota, Viridiplantae, Streptophyta, Magnoliopsida, Fagales, Fagaceae. Gene Ontology annotation, cellular component: cytosol; membrane; cytoplasm. Gene Ontology annotation, biological process: Rho protein signal transduction. The coding region runs from base 537 to 1181 and encodes 214 amino acids.